GCAGGUAGAGCUCGGCGCGGCCGGGGAGACGGCUCCUCGGUGGGAUGGGGAGACGCGGAGCCCGCCUCCUGGUGCUGCUCGCCGCCUGCCUGGGGCUCUGCGGGCCGCGCGGGUUGCUCGGAGGUGACCAGCCAGCCUCCUGUUCCUGCCAUCUGCCUGGUGCCAUGCCUUUUUUGCCACAAUGGGCUGUAUCCUUGUGGAACUAUGCUUGUGAGGGGUACAAAAGAUCCGGCAACUUGGAGGUGUGUGAGAACAUGAAGUGACUUCAGGCUGUCAAACCAGAAGUUUUAAAGCCACGUCCUUGUUUUCCCCCAGAGCAUCUUUUUAUGGUGAAAGCUUUGUGGAGCUCAACAUCAUAGAAGAUACCUCUGAGUUAUCUCUUCAAUUAAAAUUUCAAACCAGCAAGCCACAGGGGUUACUUUUUCUUGCAGCUGGGAACAUUGACUAUUGCAUAAUAGAACUUCUGUCAGGAACAUUACAGGUGAAAGUAAAUUUGGGAACAGGUGAACAAGUUCUUUCUGAGCAAAGACUUCGGAUGGAUGAUUUGGUUUGGCAUUUGGUGGAACUGUACCAUGUCAACAAUAAUAUCUUCUUGGUUACUGACAAACGUUAUGAGACAACUGACCAAGUGGCUGGUGGGAUCCAUAAUUUCAUCUUUAACUAUGGAGUCUACAUAGGCGGUCGUGGAGGACUCAGUGUCCCUUACUUAGAUGGAAAGACCCCCAACUUUCGCGGAUGUAUGGAGGAUGUGGUGUUUAACCAGAAGGAGGUCCUUGCAUCCCUCAGGUCUUACCCUGGUUUUAAGAAGGUUUAUGAGGUGUCGCUGGGGUGCAGUGAUGAGUUUUUUGCUGGAGAGAAUGAGGCCAUCAAUUUUUUCAGCUCUAGAUCCUAUGUCAUUUUUCCAGAAUGGAAGGUUCUAGGAGAAGGGACAUUGAGAUUUGCUGUGCAAACUGGAACCAAACAAGCCUUGCUUUUAUUUCAGUCAGGGAGGGAAAAAGAUUUUGUUGCCUUAGAAAUACAUGAUGGUCUGUUGAAAGCUCAUGUAGGAAGGGGUGAAACUAGAACUCAGCUUCCUUCUUUUAGCUUCAUUAGUGACAACAAGUGGCACAUCAUUCAACUCAGAGUCACGGGAAGGUAUCUGGACCUCCUGAUAGAUGAGCAAAGGACAAGGACCUCACUGCCUUUGCAAAGCAGACUGUUUGUGUCUGAAGGGCCCCUAUUUGUGGGCGGUCUGAAUAACCAAAUGUGGGAAGCAGUGAGGAGAUUAGAAAUUGCCUCUGUGUCUGGAAAAUCUUCUCACAGAAUCUCUCUCAAAGGUUGCCUAACAGACUUGGAAGCCAACUCAGAAAAGAGAGCAUUAAGGGAUGCGCUUGCUUCCAAAGAUAUUUCUGCUGGGUGCAAAAGUGAGAGUGUGGCUCAUACAGAUCAUUCUGUAACCAUGGGAGACCUGCUUAAGCCUGCUCCAUCCCCUUCUGCUGUCGUUCCUGGUGCCCACAGCUCUUUUCUUCAAGAUGAAAGUGGACGUUUUUUGGUUUUAAGUAACUUGGAAGUCCAAGAAGGUGGGCAAGCCUUACUGGGACAAAGGCAUAUAGAAGUGAAUGUGGAAUUCAUGGAUUUGGGUGUCAAUUAUUCUCAAAUACUACUUAAAAUACAGGAAAUGCCAGCUCAUGGGUUUCUUCAAAUAGAUGUUUGGCCUGAGCAAGAAAUGGAGAAGGCUUUCACUAUGUUAGAUUUGAGGCAAGGGAAAGUAUGGUACAUCCAUGAUGGUUCAGAAGAACCUACAGAUUCUUUUACAUUUUUGGUUUUUUCCAGAAGCCAGAAGGCAGUGCUAUCCCACCUGCAGGACCAUGUUCCACAUGUGUUUAACAUUAUUGUCAUCCCAGUGAAUGAUCCUCCGCACCUUAAGCUCCCAGAAGGAAACUUGCUUCUCCUCUUUGAGAACUCUAAGAAAAGAUUGACCCCAAAUAUGAUACAGGUGUCAGACCCUGACACAGAUUCUCUGAGUCUGGGGUUUUCAGUUCUUAGCAACUUCAAUUCAGAGACUGGGUUUGUAGAAAGUGCCAGUAAUCCCGGGAAAGCCAUUAAUGGUUUUACAUACGUGGAUUUACGAGAUGGCAAUAUUUUCUAUGUGCACGGGGGUCAUGGGAACUCUCGAAUUGUUCUGAGAGCAAGUGAUGGUGAGCUGGUUAGUAAUACUGUGGUACUGCGGAUCAUGGCUGUUCCUUGGGACUUUGAAGUGGCCAGGACUGGUGUAGUGGUACCACAGGGUGGUGCUGUCCUGAUUACUCAGAGUAACUUGUCAGUGGAGGUGAAUGGUGAACAACAUGAGAUGGAGACCUGCUAUGACAUCACUUAUCCACCUCAGUUUGGUCAAAUUCAGCGUCGAGGAUCAAAUGGAGAAUGGAAACAAGUUAGUUCCUUUUCUCAACAUUCUGUUGAUCAUAGUCAGAUCCGGUACUAUAGUUCUUUCAAAGAACUGCAGCAAGAAAAUGUUACAGAUCACUUUAAAUUUAGAGUUAAAGUAGAAGGAAAAGUCAGCAAAGAGCUCCUGUUUCCUGUGACUGUCCAAUGGCUGAAGCUUAUACUUCUGAAAAAUAUCCCUUUAGAGAUUCUUAACACAAACAAGAAAGUAUUGGAUUCUUAUCAUUUGCAGGCUAUAGCAGGGAAUGUGGAAAUAGCCGAGAGGGAAUUAUAUUUUAAGUUACUGAUCCCACCUAAGAAAGGAAAAUUGCUACUCAGCAAUGAAGUUCUAAAAGCAAGCUCAAUUUUCAGUCAAAAAAACAUUACAGACUCUAAGAUAAGCUAUGAACCUCAGGUGAGGUCCAGGGAAGAUUUACAGGAUAGUUUUAGUUUUUUGAUUGUUGUAAAACACAUAGAAUCAAAAGAUUAUAUCUUCAUGAUAAACCUUAAAGCAGAUAAGACACAUAUUGUUUUAACAAACACAGGACUACUUGUAAAAGAAGGAGAAGGGACAGUAAUUACAAAAUCAGAAUUAUUUGUUCAAACCUUAGACAAUCAGAUCAUCCACUAUAAAGUCACCAAGAGUCCUCAGCAUGGGGAGCUGAAGUUGGUUAGCUCUUCUGGUUCUCUGGGACGUGAUGACACUAUCGCCACAUUCACAGAUCAAGACAUAAUAGGGGGGAGGCUGAUGUAUGUUCAUGAUGACUCUGAGACCCACUGUGAUGAAUUCUUUGUUGUGGCCUCUGCCACAAGUUCAGGGCAACAGGGAGGGGCCAGAGGUCUUGACUCUGAGCAUUUGUCUACAGAAAUCAAAGUCACCAUUUCUGUUGCAUUAAAGAAUGAUGAGAGGCCAGUGCGUGUGGUGGAUAAGGUCUUUCAUGUUGUGCGGGGUGGUCAGCGCUUACUGACCCUGGCAGACCUCUGUUACCAUGAUCCUGAUUUAGAUUUUGAUGAUGGGCAGUUGCUCUACACUCGUCGUGGCAUCCCAAAUGGAGAUUUAGUGCAAGCAAAUGAUCCCACUCAGAAACUCUACCAGUUCAGACAAGAGGACCUUCAGGAAGGGCGUGUCCUCUUCAAGCACCUUGGUCCAGACUCUGCCCAAUUCCUCAUGUUUGUGACAGAUGGUGUCCAUUACACAUCAUCUCUUCUUGAGGUCAGUGUGUCAGAGCCAUAUGUCCACAUAGUCAACAACACAGGGCUGCUUGUGCACAGAGGGAAGGACACUUGCUUCACAACAGCCAACCUGAGUGUCACUACAAACCAAGAUGUCAGAACAAACCAUGAGGUUGAAUUCUACAUCAUCUGGCCCCCAAAGCAUGGCAGACUUCUGGUCAACAGUUCCGUGUCUCACUCAUUUUCUCAGCAUGACCUGAAACAGGGACACGUGGUUUAUAAGCAUGAUGGUGAUGGCAACAUCGAUAUGUUUAACUUGACAGUAAAAGUUAAGAAUAUAUAUUUAGAUGUGAGCAUCUGUGUUCGAGUGUCCUUGGAAGGUCACCAACAUCACACUCAGAUUCUGCAUAGCAAGAGCCUUAUAGUUGAAGAAGGAAAGCCAGUAAAACUGAGUAGGGGGAGACUUGAGGCUGAGAAUGAAGAGAAUAUUCCACCAGAGGCAGUGUUUAUACUCAGAACUGCACCAAUGCAUGGGUAUCUCCAGAAAUCUAUGCCAGAAGGUGGCAGCGUGGGUGCAGAUGGGAUGUCCCCUCUGAGCUUUACACAGCAGGAUGUGGAUGAUGGCAGUGUGGUUUAUGUGCAGACAGCUUCUGGCCAACAAAAGGAUAGUUUCUCCCUGGAUGUGAUAAAGGAUUCCCAAGUUGUGAGGAGAGUGGAAAUGCUAUUGGAUAUCAUCCCCAAGUGGAUUCCUCUGGAGGUACAGAAUUUCACAGUUCAAGAAGGGAACUCCAGGGCACUCCUGCAAGACUACCUCAAAAUUCCAAGCAAGUAUUUUGAGAGUCUUGACUGUGAAUUUGAUCUCCUCAAACCACCAAAUCAUGGUUAUAUUGAAAACUCUAAUUUUCCAAAGGUGAAGCUGAUGAAAUUUACCAGGAAACAGGUGGAACAUGAAUUGAUUUACUAUGUUCAUGAUGGUACUGAGGAGCCACUGGACAGUUUUACCAUCUUGGCAGAUAACUCAGAGCUUGCGAAACAGAGUCUUCCCCAGACACUGUUUGUUACUGUUGAACCUGUAAAUGAUGAAGUUCCAAUAAUAAUAGCCAAUAAAAUCCUCCAGGUGUGGGUGAAUUCUAUUACUGAGAUUACCAGACAUGACCUCUGUGCAGAAGACAGGGACUCUUCCCCACAGGACUUGGUCUACCGGAUCACACCCCCCAGCAACGGGCAUCUAGCUCUUAAGUCUUUUCCUGGAAGAAGAAUUCAGGACUUCACUCAGGCGCAAAUCAACGAGGGCCACCUUGUGUUUGUGCAUUCUGGAGCAAUGUCAGGAGGCUUUAGUUUUCAGGUUACUGACGGUUUGAAUUUUGCACCUCGACAAAUCUUUAGCGUCACUGCUCAAGCUCUGAUCAUUAGCUUAGAGGUCAACAGAGGACUGAGCAUCUUUCCAGGUUCCAGAAAGCCGCUUUCAUCUCAUGACCUGAAAGCUGUGACCAAUGAUGACAAGGCAGGAAACAGAACUGUAACUUUUACCGUCAUAAGUUCCCCUAGACUUGGAAGGUUGCUGAAAAUGAACUCUGACAACCACACAGAGGAUGUUUCCGUUUUUACCCAAUAUCUGGUCAGCCAAGGGUUGAUAUUAUACCAGCAUAUGGAUCUUGAGAACACAGGUUGGACCGUGGAAGACUCUUUCACGUUCACAGCAUCCUCCCCUCCUGCAGCUCUGGGUCCUGAGGACUUCCAGAUUACCAUUUCAUAUGAUAUUAAUGAACCUGGCCGACACAGCCGCCUGCUUGCAAAUACAGGAGCUGCUGUCGAAGAGGGAGACAGAGUUCUCAUUGAUCAAGCUAAAUUGGAUGCUUCUAACCUCUUACUUCAGCUGCCCCCACCUCAGCGUUCUUCCCAUGAAAUCUGGUUCCAGGUUACAGUUCUUCCUCACCAUGGAACCAUUAUGGUUGGAGAAAGAAACAUUACCACAGGAAAACCCAAUUUCUCCCAGUAUAUAGUUAAUAAAUUCGGAGUCACGUACCUUCAUGAUGACUCUGAGUCACUGGCUGAUAAUUUUACCUUUGCUGUUUGGCCAAACCCAAAGAGCAAGUCUACCACCAAGCCAGAGGCUGACUUUCUGGAAGAGAUGUUCAACAUCACCAUCACUCCUGUGAAUGACCACACUCCAGAAUUAAAAACUAAAGGGCUUCAGUUAAAAGUUCUGCAGGGCAGUAGGUUGAUUGUGGGACCCGAAAUCCUCAAAGUAGAAGAUCUAGACACUCCUCCAAAUGAAAUCCAGUAUAUGAUCAUCCGUCAUCCCAACAAUGGCCUUUUGGCAAUGGCUCAUGAUCCAGACACUCCUGCUCACCACUUUACACAAGCUGAUAUUGAUAACUUGCAGGUGUGGUUCAUACAAGACGGAAGCCCAACUUCUGGAGUGUUUUACUUUAGUGUGACUGAUGGUGGACAUCGCCCUCUGUACAAGCUCUUCUACCUGGAUGUCAUCCCUAUUUCCAUCACUCUUGUGAACCUCACAGACCUGAUUCUCCCACAAGGCCAGACAACAGUCCUCAUCACCAAUGCUCACCUGUCAGCGGUGACCAAUGGAAGGAGCCUUCAGAUCAACUACAAGAUAACACGGCCCCUCCAAUGUGGGCACCUCCUGAUUGAAAACCAGGUGGUCACCAGCUUUGUGCAGGAGGAUUUGGAUUCAGGAAGACUCUCUUACCACAUGACAAAUCUUACAGCCUCAGAAGAUCAGCUGCAGUUCUCACUGUUUACAUCAGAGAGCAACUUGACAGGGCAGACACUGCACAUCAGAGUUCAGCCUUUAUUGUGGGUUAUAUCACACUUGAAAAUUGCCAACAGAGUGGCUCAUCAGCUGCGGAAAAAGGACCUAGAUGCAACUGAGCUUGCCAACAGGACUAACAGUGAUCCCACAUUUGAAGUGACAGAACCUCCCAUCCACGGAAGACUUGUACGGAGAGCAGGAAGAGCAGUCGACAGCGCUGUGAUGGAAGAGGCUGCUCUGUUCACCCAGAGCGACAUUAACCAAGGGAUUGUGGUGCUUGAACCACAUGCAAAUCUAACUGGAUUUGAUAUGUUGAAUGAUUCCUUCACUUUCUUGCUCAGGGCAAACCAUGUACAGCCAGCAACAGGGUCUCUCUCUUUUACCAUAGUGCCACCUGAUCCCUUACUUUUGCAGACAUUUACACCAGAUGUUCCUCUAUUACUCCCUAGGGACAGCCUCAUGACCUCAGCAUUUUCUCAGAAAACACUAGAGACUUCUACAAGACCCACAAUACAAAAAGAAACUAUGGGGAACCUGAUCCAGAGCAGAUGGCAGGAAACAGAUGCCUGGGGACAGCACAGUGGCAAAGAACCAAGCAUAGAUGGUAAAAUUUCCCCCACCAGGGUCAUUUGGCCACAUGCUGCCACCAAAGUCCAUCCUGGGGGACCCAUACAGCCCAGAGAGAGCAGUUACCCUCUGAUGGUCAUCAUACCCUUGGCUGGCCUGUUCCUCUUGCUGAUAGUAACUGCGGUGGCAUUGUGUGUCUGGUUGUUGAUCCAGAAGGAAGAAAAGACAAAACCUCUUCUCAAGCCCAGGGCUAACCUAGAAUCCCCAUCUCCAAGCUGCACACCUGAAAGGAGUGUCGCGAUUCCCACUGUCACAGUGACACCCCUUAUAAAAAGCUCCAGCAACCCCCCUGCCAGUCUUUUUAGACCCCCAGAGGAUGAGCAGAUGACUUCACCAGGGACUGAGUCCAUGGGAAAAUGUUCUCCUUGGGAAGCAUGGGUUAACUUGGAUCCCGACAUGGCCAAGCUCUGUCGGCAAACCAACCCGGCACUGAAACACAACCAGUACUGGGUAUAGAUUGAAGACUCUUGUCUGUUCCCCUCCUGUCGCCUCUUACUGAUCUACAGUGGACCAGCGCUAGGAUAUGAACUGGACUGUAACCAUGAAAGAAUACUAGUUGAAUCAAGGAAGGCCUGGCUUUAAUCGUUACUCGCGGCUCAGUCAUGGCCCCAUGGUGUUGGUGGGUAUUGGAAUGCCUGAAUAGCGCUCAUGGGCUUUCCACAAUGGGCCCUCACCUGGACCUCACAUUCUCAGAAUACAGAAAUUUCUGUCAAAAAUUGAACUCUACUAAGGUGCUACUGAGCAUGUUGGUCCCAGUGGAAGUAGCAGUAUUAGCUUGGGACAUAGAAUAAAAGGUGGAAGUCUUGGCUAUUUGUCACGGAGGAUUCACUCAGAGUGAGUCAGCAGGAAAUGCAAAAGCUAUCUCAGCAGAAGAAGACGUAAUUUGUCACAUCAAUGAGUUUGUAUAAUGCUUGUCUGUCAUGCCUUUUCCUCCCUGGAAUCCUCUAGGUUUGUUUUCCUCAUGCAGGAAAUGCCUUCAUGUUCCAGAUAACAAGGCAGUCUGACCUCUUUUGAGGACACUCACUGAAUACAUUGUGUUUCAUCAAGAAGCAUUGUCUAAUCUGAUUUGUAAACUCAAGAAAUAUUAUUUGAAGCCUGAAGGGACAGAAAAGUUUGUUAAAUGCUUUCUCCAAUCCCUGAAUUUGACUUAAUUUUACAAUGAAUUGAAAUAGUCAUAAAUCUGCAUUUGAAUUGUCUACCUGGACCCACUGUUUGCCAAAGCUAAUUUCUGUAACUGUAAAAUGAAGCCAUUAGUGCUUAUAUUAAGAAUAUUUUACCUGAAAAUUGCAGUG
Nannospalax galili (Upper Galilee mountains blind mole rat) is the source of this 8268-nucleotide messenger RNA. RefSeq names its product chondroitin sulfate proteoglycan 4-like. The transcript is spliced from 12 exons. NCBI's taxonomy places the organism in Eukaryota, Metazoa, Chordata, Mammalia, Rodentia, Spalacidae. The record is from RefSeq and is a predicted model, not a curated record. The coding region runs from base 536 to 7432 and encodes 2298 amino acids.